Messenger RNA from Macrosiphum euphorbiae (potato aphid), 354 nucleotides. Lineage: Eukaryota; Metazoa; Arthropoda; Insecta; Hemiptera; Aphididae. The record is from the annotation of a GenBank genome assembly.
AUGAACAAUAGUUCAGAAGGAAAUAUUAAUGACGAAUUUGAAAUGAUAGCUAGAGAAACGUUAGAUAGAAUAAUUGAAAUAAUCGAAAACGAAAGUAAUUUAGAAAUUGACGUAAACAAUACUGAUAGCGAAAUAGUUGACAACAUAGAAAUAAAUAAUUUAGACGAAGAAUUAGAUUUAUUUAAUGAAGAAAUACUUAAUGAACGUAUAGAAACUAAACCAAUAACCAGUGAUAUAUUAAAUAAAAGUUUACGAUUAAUAAACCUAGAAGAGUUUGAAAAUAGUCCUACUACUAGCGCAAUUCGUCAAGGGUUACGAAGUAGUAGAAAUACUAUACACACCGAAUAUAAGUAG